ACGUCGACGUGAAGAAAAUAAACAGAAAAUGAACAUAGUUGUUGCUGUCGUCGUCCUCCAGUAAAAUGGUUGUGACAACAUGGACAGUGACCUGAGCCCCCAGGAUAAAAAAGACUUGGACAAAUUCAUUAAAUUCUUUGCCUUGAAGACUGUUCAGGUAAUCGUCCAGGCUCGCCUUGGAGAGAAGAUUUGUACCCGAUCAUCCUCAUCACCUACUGGCUCUGACUGGUUUAAUUUGGCCAUCAAAGACAUCCCAGAGGUGACUCAUGAAGCCAAGAAGGCUCUGGCUGGCCAGCUACCAGGCAUUGGACGCUCUAUGUGUGUGGAAAUCUCUCUCAAGACAUCAGAGGGUGACUCCAUGGAGUUAGAGACUUGGUGCUUGGAGAUGAAUGAGAAAUGUGACAAGGACAUCAAGGUGUCAUAUACAGUCUACAAUCGUCUUUCGCUCCUCCUCAAGUCACUGCUGGCAAUUACCAGAGUAACACCUGCCUAUAAACUAUCCAGAAAACAGGGACAUGACUAUGUCAUAUUAUACAGGAUCUACUUUGGGGAAGUCCAGCUGAGCGGACUGGGAGAAGGUUUUCAGACGGUACGUGUAGGUGUAGUUGGCACUCCUGUUGGCACCGUCACCCUGUCCUGUGCCUACCGCACCAACCUGGCAUUCAUGUCUAAUAGACAGUUUGAGCGUACAGCUCCAAUCAUGGGGAUUAUAGUUGAUCACUUUCUGGAUGCUCCUUAUGGCAGCCAGCCUCCUGCCAACAUGGGACAACCCUGCAAUUACAGACCUCCAGGUGAGGAGGACGGAGGAGCAUUUCCAGGAGUUGAGGAUUCACAGGAGGUCUGCACCACUUCUUUCUCCAUCCCCCCUUCUCAGUGUGUGUGUACGUUGAGUCCAUCCCCCUCUAAGCCAUCUAAGCCUCUCCCCCUGGACAGUCUGCAGCUUCCAUUGGUCCCUGGACUUGUCACUCACACUUUGUAUGCUUCGAGGCUGACAUAUCAGCAUACAGCUCUAGCAGGAGCUGCUGAACUUUGUCACCCUGCUGCCAAUCAACACCAGGUAUUACAUGCUGGAAAGGAGGGUGGGGUUGCAUUGGUUCCUGUCCAACCUCCUCAUGUAGCCGACACCCAUUUGACAGCAGACAAUCCCCCCAACACACCUGGCAGCAGUGGUGAUGAUGAGGGUCUAUCGCACAGUGGAGAGGGAAGGAGUGAUGGAAGAAGAGAUGAAGGGAGGAGGAGUGUUUCUCCCUCCUCUGAUCCAGUGGAGUCUCUCUGUACAUUCACCAGGAUUGGAGCCUUUGUCAAUAAACCCAGCACACAGAUAACAACCGCCAGCCUGGACCUGCCGUUUGCAGCAUUUGCUCCAAGAGGCUUGGAUUUAGAGGACAAAGACCCAAUGGUUCAGCCUCCGGACUCUCCUCCCUGUCCCUCCCCCUUACAAGCCAGUCUACAUUCCCAGGGCUCAGAGGAAUCGGGGCAACAGGAUGACUUUGUCAUGGUUGACUUUCGUCCAGCCUUCUCUAAAGAUGACCUGUUGCCAAUGGACUUGGGAACAUUCUACAGAGAGUUCCAAAACCCCCCCCAGCUGGCCAGCCUCUCUCUACACAUAAGCUCUCAGUCUAUGGCUGACGACUUGGACUCUCUCCCAGAGAAACUGGCUGUCUAUGAGAAAAACAUCGACGAAUUUGAUGCUUUUGUUGACAUGCUUCAGUAGAGGAAGAGGAAGGGUGCCAUAGACAGAUGGCUCGAAGGAGGAGAAAAUGAAAAUGUGUAGAAAUUAGUAAAACACAGAGGAUGUCAAAGAAGAGGCAAGAAGCAGACAAGUGGAAAAAACAAAAAGCAUGAAUGGAGGGAAGAAGACGGGAGACUUUGUCUUCUGUUCAUGAAGAAUCACGCACUUAUCACCUUGUUUUGAUGUUGAAACAACCUCCUUUUCUCAUUGUGCAGACCAACCUACUUGUUGUAACUACUAAACUCACUGACUGACACCUCUCUGUUGUGUAGGUCAGAAAUGAUGUAUGAUUGUAUGUAAGCAUUUCCACUCAAGCAGGAAAAUAUUCUUUUUUGCUUUGUAGCACAAAUCUGGACUUUUUCUAGCUGUCUAAAUAGAAAUUCAGGUAUAAAGUUGUAUGUCUCAAUUUGGGCAGCCAUGCAAAGACCAGGAUACACAGGCACUCUAUGAGCAGGUUCAUGAUACUCCUGUUGACUGUAUCUCACUAUAUUAAAUACACCCUUCCACCUGUACUGACAAUAACUAGCCAGUCCUCACUACCGUAGAAAGCUGCGUGUGCAUCAUCGUGUCCUGAAGAUCAGAUCUGUGCAUCAGAGAGUCUAAGGCCCAUACUGGUGUAGCAUAUUUACGCUCAUUUACUACAAUUCACAUAUAGUUAUUUUUUUUUGUCAGAGUUACUCUGUCAUUGUGUGGUAAUUCAGAUUAAUGUCUGUAUUAAUUUGAAAAGACCAGAAGCUUCAGCAUCUUGGAAUUCAAAGACCACUGCCAAAGAGAAAUGCAAAAAUGGCCAUCAUGAAAAUGGAUUUAGUUGUUUCAUGCUUAGAAAAAAACGAACUACCAGAUAAGAUUUUUUGCCUCCAGAUUUAUCAAUGACAUGUGAGCCCAAUAUUUUUUUUUUUCUUUUGGACUCCUAGAAAGAAGAAGAAAAUGUUGAUUGACAGACUAAAUCGAAACACAGCAUAGAAUUUUAAAGUAGGUUUUUCACCUGAAUAUUUUAUUCAAGAAAUUGGAGAAAUCAAGUUAAUGUUUAAUACACCAAAAUACAAAUAUGGUCCUUUAAUGUCAGCUCUCAGACUUGGGGCAAUGAGUGUUGAGAACACAGUGUGCUCCACAGCAAUAGAUUUGUAUCAUCCAGUAAUGAAUUUUUUUAGUUUGUGGCAGUUGUGCUAUAGAUGAGACCUUUUUUUUUUUUUUUUUUUUUCUGAAAAACACUACACUGUGGUGUACAACCAGUCUUCCACUGUUAGCCACUGAGCCACUGCAAGGGCAGAGGGGAGAGCAUUUCUGGUUUCCUUUUCCCUACCCAAAUAUUCCCAGCAGGCCUGGGUAUCUAAACUGCCACCCUUCCAGUGUCUAGCCACUGCGAGUAACCUUGAUGCCCUUGAUGGCCCUAAUUGAUUGAAUUUUAAGUGAGAUGACCCCAGCCCUUAAAGCCCCAAAAAGAAGAAAAAAAAAAAAAAAAAACAUUUUUCACUCAUUUUGGAUCUAUAAAAAGUAGUGUUGCCAAAUCUCCAUACCAUCCAUGUGUAUAUUUUUGGAUAUUUUUAGGGUGAGAUUUGGUGAAAAUGUGCUAAUGUAUAAUCACUUGUAUAAAGAAUGGCGCAGGAGAUAACUUGGCACCACAUUUCAAGUCUGUUGGGAUGAAAACAAAAUUUUCACCUUUCUCUGGUGUUCGUCUAGAUGUCCUAAUAAAGCAUGGCUGCUCUGCUCUAUUGAAAUAAAACUGGUUCUAUUCAACCAA
Messenger RNA from Myripristis murdjan (pinecone soldierfish), 3473 nucleotides. It is a transcript of the gene atg13, whose product is annotated as ATG13 autophagy related 13 homolog (S. cerevisiae). Gene Ontology annotation, biological process: autophagosome assembly; mitophagy; protein localization to phagophore assembly site. Gene Ontology annotation, cellular component: cytosol; phagophore assembly site; Atg1/ULK1 kinase complex. Lineage: Eukaryota; Metazoa; Chordata; Actinopteri; Holocentriformes; Holocentridae. The record is from RefSeq and is a predicted model, not a curated record.